Musa acuminata subsp. malaccensis (wild Malaysian banana) is the source of this 1618-nucleotide messenger RNA. Its product is annotated as probable WRKY transcription factor 41. Gene Ontology annotation, cellular component: nucleus. Gene Ontology annotation, molecular function: transcription cis-regulatory region binding; DNA-binding transcription factor activity. Gene Ontology annotation, biological process: regulation of DNA-templated transcription. The record is from RefSeq and is a predicted model, not a curated record. Lineage: Eukaryota; Viridiplantae; Streptophyta; Magnoliopsida; Zingiberales; Musaceae.
ACAAGAGAGCAGCAAAAGUGAAACAAAAAGAUAUAGAUAGAUAGAUAGAUCGAGAGAGAAAGAGGGAGACAUCAACCAGCUUCCUACCUCUUUGCCUUCAGAAGUAGAUUAUGACCUAUCACGGUGGAAGUGUGUACUGUAGCUCCCAGUGUUAGUUUCUGCUGGGUGUCAGCUGCAUUAGCUUUGUAAUAAUUGUUGCGUUUAUCUGCUUCCUGGAUUCCGAAGAACCGCGUUUUCCAUUGUAAUCUGAGCAAAAUUCUAGUGCUUGAAGAGUUACUCAGCUAGUUCUCAAGCUAAGCAAUGGAGAGCACUGGUGCGUGGGAUCUCAGUUCGCUGCUGAGGCUGCUAGCGCAGGGAGAGGAGCAGGCGAGGCAGCUGGAAGCGCAUCUGGAAGCUCCUUCCCUUGCUGAGCAUUGCAAAUCGUUGCUGCAACGGGUGAGAUCCACUUUGGAGGAAGCCAUUUCCAUGGCUAAGCUAGUGGACUACGAGAUGUCACGGCAGCCAGCAUGCCACAACGCAAUAGCAGAAGCGGCAGCCGCGGCGGCAUCUGACUCGCCUCGGUCCAACAGCGGGAGCCCGAGGAGUGAGAGCUCGGAGAGGGUCUUCAAGGAACACGAGCGCAUGGAGAUGUGCAAGAAGAGGAAAACUCUACCCAAAUGGACGAACCAAGUUCGUGUUUCCAGCGGCGGAGUGACCGAAGGAUUAGAGGAUGGCUAUAGCUGGAGGAAGUACGGGCAGAAGGAGAUCCUCGGAGCCAGGCAUCCAAGAGGCUACUACCGAUGCAGCCACCGCAACAGCGUCGGAUGUCUUGCGACGAAACAAGUGCAGAGAUCAGAUCAGGACCCCUGCGUCUUCGACAUCACCUACCGAGGAGAGCACACUUGUCUACAGAGGCCGCAACCGUCUCCGCUUCCAGAACCAGAGUUGCGGCAAAGCCAUGAAAACCCUCCUACGAUCCAUGAAGCACUACUGCAUCAUCCUCGCCAGCAUCUGCAGUCAAGUCUCAGGGUGGAAACCGAAGGGUUGAACAUGCACGAUCAAGUCCUGAGUUCGUCCUUCUCCUUCCCUUCGACUCCACUCGACAGUUUCGGACCUCAAAGCCGUGUCUUCUCAUCCACUAAUCCCCUGGAGAACACCUACGUGGGCAGCUUCUCUCCCUUCAUCUCACCAACUACCUCGGAGUCCAAUUACUUCUCAGUCUCUCCAUGCCAAAUGAGCGGCUAUGGAGGUGGAAUAGCCCCCAACACCUCAGAAUCUGACCUCACCGAGAUCAUUUCUGCUGCGACGUCCACGACCAAUUCCCCCAAGUUGGAUGCAGCUUUCAUGCUCGACCACGCCGAGUUCGAUCAAAUCUUCCCUUUCGAUGCUCCAAAGUUCUUCUGAUGCAUCUUAGAAACAGAAUCCAUUACUAUCAGUAAGUGUCAAGAUAAGCCUGUUGUUCAACCAAGUUUUGCAGGCCUUCUGCACCAAACAAAAGCUAGAGUGAGCGAAUUAUGUUGUUGCAUUCAUUUAGGACUAAUGUGAUCGAGAUUGAUACAGUAGUUUGCUUCUUCUCUUUAAGCUUUAUGCUCUCUACGUGUACAUGCCUUGUUCUUAAUGAACAAAAGAUUGCCUUCAA